This is a messenger RNA of Labeo rohita (rohu), 967 nucleotides long. Its product is annotated as GTPase IMAP family member 4-like. NCBI's taxonomy places the organism in Eukaryota, Metazoa, Chordata, Actinopteri, Cypriniformes, Cyprinidae. Gene Ontology annotation, molecular function: GTP binding. The record is from RefSeq and is a predicted model, not a curated record.
AUGAAGAUCAGCUGUGGUUUGACCUGGUUCGUGGAGAUUGGCUAUGAUUUGACUUGCUUCGUGAAGAUCGGUUGUGGCCUGGCCUGGCCUGUGAAGACCAAUACAGCACCACAGCAGAACAAUGGCAACAUUAAUAUCGUCCUUCUGGGGAAAACCGGAGUUGGGAAAAGCUCAUCAGGAAACACCAUCCUGGGAGAAAACAAAUUCACGUGUGGAAGAAGUCUGUCUGCUGUUACAAGGACAUCUCGUGUCAAGAGAUCAGUGAUUGAUGGCAGAUCUGUGUCUGUUAUUGACACUCCUGGGUUUUUUAGCAAUAAUCUUUCCCAAGAGAAGCUGGCGAGAGAGUUCGCUAGAAGCGUUCUUUCUACUCCAGGAGUUCAUCGUUUUUAUGCGUUUUUAUUCGUUGUGCCGUUUGGCAGGUUCACAAAGCAGGAGGAGGAGAUGUUCAAACAAGUGAAGGAGGUUUUUGGUAAAGAUGUGCUGAAGCAUGUUAUUCUGCUCUUCACAUAUGGGGAUGAAUGUAUCAGAGAGAGAAUACAGGCAGAGAUUGAUGGGAACAGGCUUGUUAGUAGAGUCAUUCAGAGCUGUCAGGGUUAUCAUGUCCUUAAUCAUAGAGAUCUAAAUGACAGACAGCAGGUCAGUGAUCUACUGCAGAAGAUUUACACAAUGACGGAGAGGAAUCAAGGCUGCUACACCAAUGAGACAUAUGAAUGGGCACAAAUGUGGCCAUGGGAAAAAUUCUGAAAAAUCUUAGGGACUUGUUUUAUGCUGUAAUUGCCUUUUUCCAGAACCUGGGAAGUUUUGAUAAUAGCCACUGGAGACAAAGAAUAGCUCCAUACAUGCGACUCUAAAGAACAGAUAAUUAAUUUGCUUUUAAUUUAUUUUAUACAAUAUGGUUAAAUGUAGCCUAGAUGUAAGUGACAGUCUACUCUGCUUAUGAGGGAAAAUUAUGUAUCAGAGCAAAAAA